This is a messenger RNA of Amoebophrya sp. A25, 4697 nucleotides long. Lineage: Eukaryota; Dinophyceae; Syndiniales; Amoebophryaceae. The record is from the annotation of a GenBank genome assembly.
CAAGUAUGCUUAUCUGGUCUAUAACUGUUGUUGUGCAGUGAGUGUUAGUUCUUGUAUUGGUAUUUGUUGUACUUAUCCAGUUUCAGCUUGAUGAAGAAGAUGUCAUCCUAUGAGUGCGGCCCGCAGAAUCCAUAACUGAUUGGAAAAAUAACUUGCAUCAUCUUUUUAUCGUCCGAUACAUAGACACACCAGCUCUUGGCCGAGUCUUGAUAUUGAAUGGGUGCUCCUACUACUUGGAAGUUUCCGAUCGGCAUAGGCGUUUCUUACUUGCAACAAGUAGAUGACAUAGUUCGUCAAUCAUUCUAGUUACACUAGUACAGCCUUAUAAAUCCACGACUCCGAACUCGAACAAGAUCUUCAUCCAACAAACAACAACAUGGUACAGCGGAUAAAGGCCGAGGCUGCUACGAGCAGCGCCAAAGGAGCCGCCUCGGGUGCAGCUGCUGCUGGACAGGCAAACGUGAAGAUUAGCGUGAAACCAUUUCACGGCGAAACGAUAGAAAGUGAGCACACCUUCAACGUGCGGAAGGGAACGCCAUUUAGCAAGGUGAAGAUGGGAGAUAAAGACAAUUUUAAAUACGUCUUGGGACAACAGGUGUUUGAGCCUGAAAGUUCAGAUUGGUUUUACAAUGCGAAGACUAUCGAAUGCAGCGAACACUACGGCUACGAUGUGGACAUGUUCCAUACUGGUACUUGACGAGUAAGUAUCUAUUACUAAACUAGUUCUUAACUAGUCGCCGUCUAGUCCUUUCAUCAUCACUAAUACUUGCUUUCGCGUUGAAUUAACCACCACUGACUCUUGUACUUGUGAAGUACCUCCCUAGACGCCGUCUCAUUCAUAAUCCACCCUCGUGCCUCGAUUACAGUAUUAACGAACUAUCUAUGUAUUUAUUAAUGUUUUCUUGUUGCGACAUUGAUUUUUGUUGAUGUCCUCGGAGUAGAAGUAGUGAUGGAUGUAUUCCUUCUGAUGGGCGAGUCAGUUCUUACCCCUAGAUUGAUAGCUCCCCAACUUCACCGGGACCGACUGGGAUACUAUAAAUAUAAAUCAUCAGAAUUCAAUCACUGUAACAUGAAAAAGCUCUACGUGCUCAGUUGUAAUAAACAGAAUACCUCUCUUUGGUGGCUACUUUUCUCUACAGUCUGCAUUUGUAAGAACAAUGCUGAGGGAUACAGAUACUGAAGUCAAAUAGAUCGUGCAAGUGAAAUUACAACUACCACUACCUGUCCACUUACCCACGCCAGGUACCGGAACCGAACAUUGGGCACAAUUGGGUUUCGGGUGCCUCUUUUUGGUGCAUCUAGCGCUCAUCUUGUUCGUAAACAGCUGGUGGGGCCGAUCCAAGGGUUGGUAUAGACGACAGGACAGCCAGGGCUUCCGCAGCACGACCAAUAGCGCAGCGGGCAGCGGCAACGAACGCAGCGGCAAUCGGGAUGUUGAGGGUAAUGCAGAGGCAAUCGGUGAUCAGGCAGCUGGGACGGAUGAAGAUGGCAAUAGCGGCCUCCGCAACCGUUCAUCACCAGGAGCUGGCUCGUCGACCGAUGCACUGGAAAGUGGAACCCUCAAAGCAGCCAGCAAAACCAACAAGAUGCUGAUCUCGCUACGGAAGAAAGUGGAGACGCGACAACACGAGUUAGACUUUUUCCGAUUGGUCUGCGUGUGUGCAACCGCCACGAUGCAUACAGCGGGAGAACGAUUCUCCGACAACAACACCGGAUUGUGCCUUCACUGGGUCAUGCCCUUUCUAUUUUUAUGAAGAAAAUUAUCUCGAAAUUAACAAACAUGCUGCUACUUGUGGUUUUGCUUGUUGUGGUUGUAGCUACAUUAAUUAUACAUUAUCCUACACAUGAAAAGGAUGACCAUGCACAACACAGAAUAAAUGCCUCGAUAUGCACUAAAUAAAUAAGCAAGCAAUCAAUAUCAAAUGAAGAAAUUAAUAGAAACAAGUACAAUUGAUUUUUACAUUUAUACCUAUAGCUUCACCUGGGUAGAGUCUGAGUCUGUCUCUAAUCCACAUCAUCUCUGGUCUGGGCUUCAGUCGGAUGCGCAUGCCUGCAGGCGGGGGACCAAAGUUGGGAAUCUACAUAGCAAAGCUGUGCAUUAUCAGUCUAAUUGGGAUGGGCCUAAACAUGGCAGGGCUCAUGAUCGAGUACAACAACCUCAAAGGCGACCCUGAUAGAUGCGUGACACUCGCAUCUAUCGGACAGAUGUGGUACGUGCUGUGCCUCCUCAUAAUCUCGCUUCUCUUCUGGCCGGUGAAGGGCAUGCUUGAUAGAGUAUUCUGUAUUUAUUAUGUUUUUCAUUUUCUAGAUUCACUCUAUUUAUUCUAUUCAUCGCAAUGCACUUCCAUCGUAGAAAAAAAUAUUCAAUGUUUAUUAUUAUUUUUCGCCUGUGUUGUAGUAAGUAGAAUUUAUUCUUUUGAUUUCCCGGAUGAUGUAGCUUCUUACGCGAAGGCAUGGUAAUGACACGUAGAACGAAGACAAACUACUCCAUUGAUCUGCAGCAGCGUUGUUCGUCUUGGUCUUCGCCUGAUAGUACCUUCGUCGAGCUUGAAUGUAUUUUAUCAUUCGACAUACAUCGUGGAAGUAGACUAAGAUAAAGAUAUUUUCGUUUUCACUACUUCUCCCUCUAGCAAAUCCACCUGAAGAUCGUUUUGCUCUUACCGCUUCCAUCCAGGUCAACAUGGCAAACCGUGGUCGUGCGGGCCGCGCAGCAAAUGCUGACGCUGCAGAGAAGGAUGAAGUUCUUAGUUCCUCGUCCGCGGGUGAGCUCUCAGAUUCAGCACUGAUUGAACAGCGGCGCCCGAUGUACAAGAACCCAAAUAAGGUUGUGUCCGCAGUAUGCUUCACAGUUUUUCUUUGCCUAACUGUAGCAGGGUGCGUGGUGGCAUUCUUUUUCAUAAAGCCAGACAACAAGUUGAAGGAAAAUAUACGCCAGUUCACUUUCCUCGUCGCAGAACAAAUGGGUACUAACUUACACCUAGUUAAUAUUUACAGCUACUACAUCUACAUCAACUCGUACUCGAAGAACUAACUUUCGUCACAGAAUAGAUUUCCGCCAGUGAGUCUGUGCUUGUCAUAGUCGUCCUCAUCGACAUCUUCCAAAAAACCAAAUGUAAAUCUAAAUUUGUCCACGAUCAUCAUCAUCAUCAUCAUCAUCAACACCAGCAACGUUGAGCUUGAUUUGCGCUGGCCUUAUGGUAGGCGACCGCGGUUAUCUGACCUGGAUCGUCGGAUCAUGGGUGUUUCUAGCGCCCGCCAUAUUUCCUUGGAAGUUGCAGUUCUUCUCGCAGUUAGCAGGCAUUUUCCUGUGGGCGGCAACAGUCGAAAAACGACCCCUCUACGGCAACGAGAAACUCAAGCUCUUCUUCUGGAACUAUUGGCCAUUCAUGGUAGAGCAACUAAACCUCAUUUAGUGAGUUAGCAGCUCCUCAAGAUUUUUUUUUUGUAGGUCGUGAAUCUGCUUGUUGUAUAAAAACCAGAAAAAUAUGUAUUUCAAAUACCAAAUAGAAAUACCAAAACCAAAUGAACAUUACCAAAUCCAAAUUAUACAGAUAUAUUGGUUUUGAUGAAUGAUCACGGUCGCAUAAAAAUCUUGACAUAGAUGCAGAUGGAUACGAAGCUAGUUACACUCGUAAAAAACUGGACAAUCCAGGUUUUGUUAGUAUUGGGCCUCACGUAUCCGGACCAGCGUGGGCGUUGUGACCUGUAUCCUGCUGGCUUUGUGGGGGAGCGAGUGCGCUUCAACCUUUGCACGGCCAUCUUUUGCGCCUUUCUCGUUAGCGGCGCUCUGCAUUGCGCCGAUCCGUUCAACGCAGGGCGCUGGGUAUGGUGGUGGACGGUUUCCGCCUAUGUCAGUAUGCAGUUCUGGGGGAAUGUUUUCGCGAAAAUCGGUCCUGGAAAAUUUUUUGGAGCAGUGUUUUUGUACUUGACGCUUAUCCCAGUCAUUAUUGCGUGCCACUGGAUCCCACGGAAGGCAACCACAUCUACACAAACGGGCGCGGACAAGGUAGGAAUUGAAGGCGACUCGGGAGGCUCGGCCGAAUAUUAAUAAACACCCUAUGUAUACAUAGCAAGCUGAUAGCUUUAUGUGUUGUUUGAAGAAGAAGAAGAUUGGUAGUUUAGAGCAGAGACGAGACUCGGUCUCGGGCGAAGAAGACCAGAAAACCCGCGACGACCACCCCGUUGUCGUUGUUCUGAUGGACAUAGAGAAAGAGCCUGCUCUAGAAGAGGUGAAGAAAGAUCAUAGUGAAUCUGAGAAGAAGUAUGAGAAUAUCUGAGUCUCUUCUGCUUUGAAUAAAUCUUUCAGUCCUAUAUUGUCUUGUAGAAUUUGAUUAGGAGUCUACUCUGUCUUCAUCAUGAUAAUCGCCGCGCAACUGCAUGUGCAUCCAUACCUUCUAGGUAAGUGAAAAGCGGAAAGGAGUCUUCAUCUACAAACAAAGCAAGGAGAUAGUACUUCGAAGAACCGCACCAGGGAACAAAGUGCAGACAACCACGACAGUCCAUAGCAUACGGGACGUUCGAUGUAUCAACCGUCCAGGCCACUGAUGUGUCAAAAGCAUUCAUGUACAUUAACAUAUACAUAGAUAUAUAAUUAUUGGGCUGUAAUUUCCUACUUUAGCUGCUCGGAGCAAGUGUAGCGAAGGAACCACGUUCAUGAAAGGCGCACGACAUGCUUGCCCUCGGACACUAGAGGAUAG